Messenger RNA from Synchiropus splendidus (mandarinfish), 4006 nucleotides. RefSeq names its product VPS39 subunit of HOPS complex (gene vps39). Gene Ontology annotation, biological process: endosomal vesicle fusion; intracellular protein transport; autophagy. Bases 432 to 3059 code for a protein of 875 amino acids. The transcript has 24 exons. Gene Ontology annotation, molecular function: protein binding. NCBI's taxonomy places the organism in Eukaryota, Metazoa, Chordata, Actinopteri, Syngnathiformes, Callionymidae. The record is from RefSeq and is a predicted model, not a curated record. Gene Ontology annotation, cellular component: membrane; cytoplasm.
CUCGCGCAGUCGCUGUCAUCACAACAAGGGAAGUAGCUGGUUGCUAAAAUAGCCAACAAACCGAAGUUCUCCCGUUUGUCGACGCUUUUAAAUUCACGUAUACGGACUCGCCAUCAGUGAUUUACCUGCGCUGCUCUUGUUUAGGCUAACAAUGAGUCGAAAUAAGGAUGUUUGAGGGAAGUACACGCCAUUGUUCGCCAACUUGUGAGCUAAUAAGCUAGCGAUCAGCUGUUGUUUUGGUGGCGUAAGUAAAUGGCAGCGUACCGCUGUUAGUCAGCUCCAGCGCUCCUUGUCGUUCAGAUGGAUUAUGGUGACAUGUAAAUGUUCCGUGGAGAUUCAGUUAUAACCAUGAGCAGCUAUUGUUCAACAGGAGUCUGAGUUAAGUGGUUGAUCUCUCGGGGUUGAACAGAAUUUAGACUAAAUAGUUCAGGAUGCAUGACGCCUAUGAAUCAGUUCCGAUUUUGGAAAAGCUUCCUCUUCAGAUUGACUGUCUGGCCGCAUGGGAGGACUGGCUACUUGUUGGAACAAAACCAGGGCACUUGCUGCUCUACCGAAUAAAGAAGGAUCCAGGCACCAACUUGUUUGAGGUCACCCUAGAAAAGUCCAAUAAGAACUUCUCAAAAAAGAUCCAGCAGCUUUAUGUGGUGUCUCAGUACAACAUCCUCGUCAGUCUGCUUGAAAACAACAUCCAUGUGCAUGACCUGCUGACAUUCCAGCAGAUCAGUGUUGUAUCCAAAGCCAAAGGAGCCACUCUCUUUGCAUGUGAGCUGCAGAAAAGCAGCACUGGCGAGGAAACACUGAGGAUGUGUGUGGCGGUCAGGAAAAAGCUCCAGUUGUAUUACUGGAAGGAUCGAGAGUUCUAUGAGCUGCAGGGCGACUUGGGGACGCCCGAUAUUCCGAAGUCGAUGGCUUGGUGUGAAAACUCCAUAUGUGUGGGUUUCAAAAGAGACUAUUACCUCAUUCGGAUGGAUGGCCGAGGCUCGAUCAAAGAGCUGUUUCCCACUGGGAAGCAAUUAGAGCCACUGGUCGUCCCACUGGCUGAUGGGAAAGUCGCUGUUGGUCAGGACGACUUAACUGUGGUGCUUAAUGAAGAAGGUGUUUGCACUCAGAAGUGUGCUCAGAACUGGACGGACAUCCCGAUCGCAAUGGAGCAUCAGCCUCCAUACAUCAUAGCAGUUCUUCCCCGGUACGUGGAGAUCCGAACCAUCGAGCCCCGGCUGCUGGUCCAGAGUGUGGAACUGCAGAGACCACGUUUCAUCACCUCUGCUGGGCCAGAUGUCGUUUAUGUGGCUAGCAACCACUUUGUGUGGCGGCUGGUUCCUGUGUCAAUAGCCACUCAGAUUGAACAGCUUCUACAGGACAAGCAGUUUGAACUGGCUCUGCAGUUGGCGAUGAAGGACGACUCAGACAGUGACAAGAAGCAGCAGAUCCAUCACAUCCAGAAUCUCUAUGCCUUCAAUUUGUUUUGCCAGAAAAGAUUUGAUGAAUCCAUGCAAGUUUUCGCGAAGCUGGGUACCGAUCCCACCCAUGUCAUCGGGUUGUACCCGGACCUUCUUCCUUCAGACUACCGCAAACAGCUGCACUACCCGAACCCGCUGCCCACACUGUCUGGUGCGGAGCUGGAGAGGGCUCAUCUGGCUCUCAUUGAUUAUCUUACCCAGAAGCGAAGUCACCUUGUAAAACAACUCAAUGACUCGGACCCCUCUACAACAUCUCCCCUCAUGGAGGGAACGCCCACCAUCAAGAGUCGGAAGAAACUCCUUCAAAUCAUUGAUACCACGCUGCUGAAAUGCUACCUGCAUACAAAUGUGGCGCUGGUGUCCCCUCUUCUUCGCCUGGAAAACAACCACUGCCACAUCGAAGAGAGCGAAUAUGUCCUGAAGAAGGCGCACAAGUACAGUGAGCUCAUCAUCCUCUACGAGAAAAAGGGUUUGCACCAGAAAGCUCUGCAGGUUCUACUGGACCAGUCGACCAAGGCCAACUCUCCCUUGAAAGGCCACGAGCGUACUGUGCAGUACCUGCAAAGACUGGGUGUGGAGAACCUUGGCAUAAUCUUUGAGUUUUCUCCAUGGGUGUUGAAGAUCUGUCCAGAGGAUGGGCUGAAGAUUUUCACCGAGGACCUGACAGAGGUGGAGACUUUACCCCGAGACAAGGUCCUGAACUUCCUGAAAGAAGGCUUUAAGGAGCUGGCCAUCCCAUAUCUGGAGCACAUCAUCAACGUGUGGGACGAAAAAGGCCCUGAGUUUCACAACGUGCUGAUCCAGCUCUACCUGGAGAGAGUUCAGGGACUCAUGAAACAGUACCUGAACUCACUGCCAGAAGGGGUCUCCGCGGUGGCUGCAGGGCAGGAGAAAGGAGAACUCGGGGAGUUCAGGAUGAAGCUGCUCUCCUUCCUCGAUAUGUCGACCUACUAUGAACCCGCCAGACUCAUCAGUGACUUCCCCUUUGACGGUCUCCUGGAGGAGCGGGCGUUGCUCCUGGGGCGGAUGGGGAAACACGAGCAGGCGCUCUUCAUCUACGUGCACAUCCUCAAUGACACGCACAUGGCUGAAGAAUAUUGCCAUCGGCAUUACAAUAUUUCAGUCGAUGGAAAUAAAGAUGUGUAUCUCUCGCUGUUGCGGAUGUACCUGUCGCCCCCCGACGUCCACUGCUUGGGUCCCAUCAAGAUGGAGCUGACAGAACCUCAGGCCAACCUCCAAGCUGCCCUGCAAGUCCUGGAGCUCCACCACAGCAAACUCAACACCACCAAGGCCAUUAAUCUGCUCCCAGCCAACACUCAGAUCCGAGAGAUCCGGGUGUUCCUGGAGAGCGUCCUGGAGGAGAAAGCACAGAGAAAACGCUGCAACCAGGUGCUGAAGAGCUUGCUGCAGGCCGAGUUCCUCCGGGUGCAGGAGGAGCGGAUCUUCCACCAGCAGGUCAAGUGUGUCAUCACUGAAGAAAAGACCUGCAGGGUUUGCAAGAAGAAGAUAGGAACCAGUGCGUUUGCCAGGUAUCCAAACGGUGUGGUGGUUCACUACUUCUGCUGCAAAGACCGCCGCGUGUGUCCGACCGAGCAGUAAACCCGUACCAAGCUUUAGAAGUACGAAGCUAAACUGUAUUUAAACGGACCAUCGCAUCCAAGGCUUCAUGCAGAACGUUUUCGGCUCAGUGGAGUUCUGAACUGGAUGUUGCACUGAAAAAAACAUGCGACUGGCUCAAGCCAAGAUGGGAGUGAAGCGUGAGAGGAUGUGCUUGAAUCAGCCUGUCAACACCGCGUGGGUGAGACGGUUUUCACUCUCGUGAGUUAAUCUCAGAGGCCUUAAUCUGCUGCAGCAGAUCACUCACCUCCACCAAGCCUUUUUCAUUUGACAAAGCUUUCUUCACUGAUUCUCCCUCUCACACCUCACCACGAACAGAUGGAGAUCUUCUGAUCAUUGGUGUCAGUUAUAAAGCUGGGAAAGUCAAAAUCCACCUCUGGAUACAUCACACAUCUCCACAUUACUACAGCAACUGGCCACAUUCACCAAAACCCAGUGGAGAUCAGGGCUUGAACACAAGUUGAUUUCAGGCUCUACCUUCAUGUUCAGAUGGACGUUGCAUUUACUCACUCUACCAAAAUGAAGGGUAUAUAUUUAUUUUAAUCUCUCAAAUCAGCUUCAAGUCAUGUUUGUGUUCUAAUUACUCAUGAGGUCUUUCAUAAUUUAUAGUAAUUUGACUUCCCAAUAAAGCUCUCAUCUCCUUCACUUAUUUUAAAAACAGUAGUCAAGCACUUUAAAAUUGGCUGUUAAUUUAUUGAAAAGCAUCCACUUGAGUGUGACAGAGGAGGGAGAAUGUUGUAAAAAGUCUGUGUUCUGUCUGUGAGAACGGAAAUGAAGAGUUUAAGUGUUUGCAUGAACCUAAGUGUUGCACUCUUCCUCUGCUAAGACUGUUUCAGUGGGAAUAUUGUACCACUUCAUUUGUACUGAGAGGGACUUUUGAUCAAGAGGUGACUUUGCAAAACGUGUCUGGCUUCAGUAAUAAAUUAAUA